AUGCAGCAACGCCAGAACUAUCGGAACCUCUGGCACACUGAUCUUAUGAGCACCAUUCAACAAGAUCCUCCUUGUAAAUUGUUGCUAGUCCCUGUGGUGGGUUUUCUAUAUGCUUUGGAAACUCAGAGGCCUCUAACCCAGUUUUUGCUGCAAGAUGAGUUUCAUGUUCUGAGUGCAACAAAUUGCUUGCAUUUUCUCUAUUAUUGCUUGCAUUGUUGGGAGCAAGGAGCUCUCACAGGCAUCUUGGCUGAUAUGGGUUUGUGCUUGCUUGCAGAUAUUUUCUUAAUCUGGAUUACGGUCCAACAUGACUUCGUACGAAAAGUUCCAAGAGUUUAUGCAAAUUCAACAACUCGAGUGAAAUGGGCCACAUCUUGCGGUUUAACUAUUUGA
Striga asiatica is the source of this 390-nucleotide messenger RNA. The record is from the annotation of a GenBank genome assembly. Lineage: Eukaryota; Viridiplantae; Streptophyta; Magnoliopsida; Lamiales; Orobanchaceae.